UUUGCCGGUAGUAAAUUUACUAUUUAGUACAACAGAUCAGGUUUUUUGUCAUUACCAUUUACCAUAAUUUGGUUUAUUGGUGCAAUUUGGUUGUUGUUGCCUGUCUGUAUAAAUUUAAAUUAAAAAAUAUUUGUCAUUAAUUGUGCUUCUAAGUUCUAAUUUCCAUUGGUUCGGCAACUCGUCACUCGUCAGUCAACAUCGUGUUUACGUGUAUUCGUGUUUCAUACUUUCGUCUUUGAAGUUUGUCGUCAACAACUCUAAAAAGUGACACUGAACAAACUAUAUUUUCAUAACUUGUACAUUGCACAGUUGUCUUUCUGAGCCUCAACUAAUUCGUAUUCAAUUUAUGAAUAUCUGCUAUUAGUUUUAAAUUGUAUUAAAUAGAUUUUCGUAGUUAAAAUGCGUAUUAAAUUAAACCUUUCGCAACUGACACCGGACAGAAAUCCAGCAGUUUACUGGCUUCAUAUAGACAGAUCUUGCAUUACAUUAAUAAAACAACUGAAAGAAAAAGUACGAAAAGUGUUAAAAGAAUCUCGUGAUAUAGAAUUAUGUUUUGACAAUGUACCAUUUCUGGAUGAAGAUGAUAUCAAUGCAAUUAAUGAAAACGAAGAAAUAGCUAUUAUACUGAAAAAAAAAAAUAUUUGUGAUGACCCAAAGUAUAUCCAAACCGAAUCAAAUAAUAUUGAGUUCGAUACAGAAUUUGAUAUGAUUCCUGCUAAUACCAAUGGAGAUUUGUCCCCUUGUCGUAAUAUUAUUAAGCUCAAUAAAAAAUUGAAUUCAACUAAACAAAUAACAAAUUCUAUUGAUAAUGGAAUAUCAUCCCCUUAUUAUGAAGUGGAUGAAGAACCCAAAAAUGAUAAUGAAAAUUCAACUUCUUCUGAACUCUUAAAAAAAAUUCCAAAGAAAAGAGUUCGCAAGAGGACACAUAAAAAAAAAAAAAAUAAUGAACUUGUUGCAAACGAACCUGUUGAAAAUGAUUAUGUGGGUACUUUAUCUGAGACUUCUAUCAUAUCCUCAAAGGAAGCUAGUAAAUUGCACAAGCGCUUUAAAUUAGAUAAUGGAGAAAACAAUGUACAAGAAGGUUGUUCUCCUUCCAUAAAUUCUGAAGAACCAAAUCUUCAUGUAACUAGAGACGUUUUUCGCUGUGACUCUCCAGCUUUAAAUUCUAAAGAACAAACAAAUAUAAGCCUACCUGUUUGGAAGUAUGAAAAACCAUUAAAUAUUAAAUUCAAUAAAGUUCCAGUAUUUGUACGUGGUCAAACGUGUACACCAAAAGCUUCUACAGAAAAUAGUUCUUAUAUUGAAAAUGACAACAAUAAUUCUAAUGAUAGCAAUACAAGUGAAAAUUGUGAUAUGUUAGUUGUAGAUUGGAAGAACAUGACUCAGAUAAAAAUAACAAAUAUUACCGAGUUACAAAUUUAUGAUCUAUUACAAUUCAGAAUUAUGUCCAUGAAUGAAUGUGGUGAACCCCAAUUGUCAUCUGUUAUAACUGCACGUCUAGAUCACAUUUAUAAAUGUACAUUACAUAUUCAAGUACUUUCUGGAGUAAAAGAAUUUUUAACAAUUAAUCCAAAAUUCAAAAUGGACGAUGAAGAAGAUAUUGGAACUCAGCGUGAAGUUGAAUUUGAUGAUUUAUUUGACAUUUUUAAACUUGUGUAAUCUGUAUGCUUGUGUUUUUUUUAUAUUGUUAUUAUUAACUUACAAGUUGUACAUGUUUUAAAUAAUAAACAAACAAUCUAUA
Molecule: messenger RNA, 1741 nt
Organism: Metopolophium dirhodum (rose-grain aphid)
Lineage: Eukaryota; Metazoa; Arthropoda; Insecta; Hemiptera; Aphididae
Exons: 7
Coding region: 400-1659 (419 amino acids)
Source: RefSeq, a predicted model, not a curated record